Molecule: messenger RNA, 1101 nt
Organism: Trematomus bernacchii (emerald rockcod)
Lineage: Eukaryota; Metazoa; Chordata; Actinopteri; Perciformes; Nototheniidae
Product: M1-specific T cell receptor alpha chain-like
Exons: 7
Coding region: 85-834 (249 amino acids)
Source: RefSeq, a predicted model, not a curated record
AGUGCUGCUGUGAAGAGAACCAUCCUCACACUGAAUGCUGAACAUCAGCUACUUCCUGCUGCUGAUUUAAACCUUGUUGUAGAGAUGGAACAUUGGCUGUGGAUUAUUCUUGCUGCUCUCUCCUUUGAGUGUAAAGGACAAGACACAGUGACCCAGCCAGCAGGAGAUGUCAGCGCUACUGAAGGAGACACAGUUACACUUGGCUGCACAUUUCAGACCUCUUAUACAGCCUAUCUGUUCUGGUACAAACAAGAAGUCAAUGGUUACCCAAAGUACAUGCUGAUGCGUUGGACAGGAACUGGAGAGAAUGCUGAAGAGUUCAAGAAAGACAGAUUUGAUGCUACAUUCAACAAUAAAUCAGUUCCUCUGCAGAUCUCCUCUGCUGCAGUGACAGACUCUGCUGUGUACUACUGUGCUCUGAGCGGAGGAUCAACUAAACUCAUCUUUGGAAGAGGAACCAGACUAACCGUUGAAACCAAGGAAGAGUACAAGCCGUCCUUCUACAAAUUCAAGGAUAACUCCACCUCGCUGUGUCUGGCCACCGGCUUCAGCAGACUCCGAGCUGCGGAUAAGGAAAAAAAUAACACCUUCAGCAACAUUACGGGCGCCGUGAGGAUCGAUGGUGACUCACUGUUCAACCAGGUGGCCUACCUGUCCUCUGAGGAGAGCGGACAGUGUGAGACAGAGGGUGGACCGGUUGACUGUGAUGACUCUUUGCAGCCAGACCCUCAGGUGAACCUGGUGUCUCUCACGGUGCUCGGGCUGCGGCUCCUCUUCAUGAAGACCGUGGUGUUCAACGUCCUGCUGACGCUGCGCCUCUGGAUCACUUCCUGAGAUCCUGGAGGACGACGGACGGGUGUCUGUUUCCUGUUCUGUAAAAAUAUAAACUCAUCUGUGGAUAUCUUCAGACACGGGGAAACAUCCUGUAACACGUCUCAUCUUCAUCAUCUUCAUCAUGCUUACACUUUCUUAAUGAUGUUGUGGAUAUUAAUGAAUGCAUUUUGACUGUAAAUAUCUAACAUUUAACAGUAAAAGAACAUGUCAAAUCUCUGUGUGAUAUUUCCUGUGACGUUAAAAUAAAAAAUGAGAAAACAAACUGGA